This is a messenger RNA of Metarhizium acridum CQMa 102, 1449 nucleotides long. RefSeq names its product mRNA cap guanine-N7 methyltransferase (gene ABD1). Gene Ontology annotation, biological process: 7-methylguanosine mRNA capping. Gene Ontology annotation, cellular component: nucleus. Gene Ontology annotation, molecular function: mRNA 5'-cap (guanine-N7-)-methyltransferase activity. Lineage: Eukaryota; Fungi; Ascomycota; Sordariomycetes; Hypocreales; Clavicipitaceae. The record is from RefSeq and is a predicted model, not a curated record.
AUGCCCGACCAGGAUGGAGAUGACGACACUCGUAAUGGGGAACCAUCCCAUCACAGAAACAAUAAGCGAGCCCGAGACGAGGUGCAGGAUGACCUCCCCCAACCUUACAACGCGAAUUCCCUACAAGCUGCCAAGAGACGCGCCGUCUCGCCAUCCGAACAGCCGCGCAAGCAAAAGCGCCCAGGAGCAAGAGCCCGCAUCUCCGAAGCCGAACGCGAGGCUAUUCGGCAGCGCCAAAUCGAGCGAGAGCGCGAGCAGGCCGCCCAACAAGCAGCGGCCGCAGAGCAGAACCACAUGAGAGGAGUACACGAUGUCGUCCGACAACACUACAACAGCGUGCCCGAGAGAGGCAGGCAGUGGAGAACGACGGACAGUAAGAUAAAGGGCCUCCGUGUAUUUAACAAUUGGAUCAAGAGCUGCAUCAUCCAGCGCUACUCCCCCGAUGAAGAUCACACCCCGGGCUCCCGCGAAAUGGGCCGCUCCAGCGGCAAAGACCUCCUCGUUCUUGACAUAGGCUGCGGAAAAGGCGGUGACCUCAACAAAUGGCAACAGGCGCCGCAACCAAUCCAGCUCUACGUCGGCCUCGACCCCGCCGACGUAAGUAUCGAGCAAGCCCGCGAUCGCUAUAGAACCCUCUGUUCGCGAGGCCGUGGCGGCCGCGGCGGCUCUCACCGCAGACCACCGCCUCGCCUGUUUGACGCCCGCUUCCACGUCAAAGACUGCUACCGCGAGAGCAUUGAAGACAUCGAAAUUGUCCAGCAAGUGGGCUUCGACCCGUCCCCCAUGAACAAGCGCGGCUUCGACGUCGUCACCAUGAUGUUCUCAAUGCACUACGCCUUUGAGUCCGAAGAGAACGCUCGCACAAUGCUGCGCAACGUCGCAGGAGCCCUCAAGAAAGGCGGGCGCUUCAUCGGUUGCAUCCCCAACUCGGACGUGCUGGGCGAGAAGGUCCGCGCGUUUAACGAAAAAGCCGCUGCGAAGAGGGCAGAAAAAGAGAAGAAGGAGAAGGAUGGUGACGGUGUUACCACCACACCACCCCCGGCCGAACCCGAAGACGGUGAGCUGGAAGAGGGCGAGGAGGAACCUACCGCCGAAUGGGGCAACUCCAUAUAUCGCGUCCGGUUCCCCGGCAAGACACCCGAGGAUGGCAUUUUUAGGCCAGCAUUCGGCUGGAAAUACAACUUCUUUCUAGACGAAGCUGUAGAAGAAGUCCCGGAAUAUGUUGUCCCUUGGGAGGCAUUCCGUGCGUUGGCGGAUGACUUUAAUCUCGAAUUGCAGUUCCACAGAACGUUUAGUGAGAUCUGGGAAGCGGAGAAAGAUGAUCCAGAACUGGGACCCCUGAGUGAGAGGAUGGGUGUGAGAGAGCGAGGUGGAGGACCGCUUUUGGUGUCAGAGGAGGAGAUGGAGGCUGCCAGCUUCUACAUUGGUUUUUGCUUUUACAAGGUGUAA